GUCACAAACAGCCCAACACUUUCUCUCCGUUGAUCUCUCUCUCUCUCUCUCUCUCUCUCUCUCUCUCAUUCUCUAAUGGAGCUGGGAAGUGUGAUCAAGUUUCUUGAGAACAGGACCAUUUUAGUCACUGGUGGCACUGGAUUUCUAGCCAAGAUUUUUGUGGAAAAGAUACUAAGAGUUCAACCAAAUGUGAAGAAGCUUUAUCUUCUUGUAAGAGCUGCAGAUGCCAAGUCAGCCUCACAACGGUUGCAAACUGAGGUGAUAGCAAAGGACUUGUUCAGGGUUCUAAGAGAGAAAUUGGGUGCAAAUUUGAAUUCUUUUAUUGCUGAAAAAGUGACGCCAGUCCCUGGUGACAUUACACUUGAGAACUUGGGAGUGAAAGACGCUAACUUGGUGGAAGAGAUGUGGAGAGAAGUAGACAUUGUAGUUAAUCUAGCUGCAACUACCAACUUUGAUGAAAGAUAUGAUGUUUCAUUGAGUCUCAAUACAAUGGGAGCCAAGAAUGUUUUCGACUUUGCAAAGAAAUGUGCUAAGAACAUGAUGCUUCUCCAUGUAUCUACUGCUUAUGUAUCCGGUGAAAGGGCUGGACUCAUCCUAGAGAACCCCUAUUCCAUGGGAGAGACACUCAAUGGCAUUCUUGGAUUAGAUAUUGAAUUUGAGAAGAAAAUUGUGGAGGAGAGGUUGAGUGAGCUCCGUGCAAAGGAAGCUACAGAAGCAGAAAUCACUUUGGCAAUGAAAGAUUUGGGCAUUCAAAGGGCGAGGAAGUAUGGAUGGCCAAACACAUACGUGUUUACAAAGGCAAUGGGAGAGAUGCUUUUGGGGGAAAUGAAAAAAGAUGAUGAGAUGCCACUUGUCAUCAUCCGACCCACCAUCAUUACUAGUACUUACAAAGAACCCUUCCCUGGCUGGGUCGAAGGCAUCAGAACAAUUGAUAGCUUGGCUGUUGGUUAUGGGAAAGGAAAAUUGCCAUGCUUCCUUGGUGAUCUCGAAUCUAUAGUUGAUUUGAUACCAGCUGACAUGGUGGUUAAUUCAAUGGUGGUUGCAAUGGCAGCCCAUGCAACUCAACCAUGCGAGAUGAUGAUCUACCAAGUUGGUUCUUCAUUAUCAAAUCCGGUCAUAUUCUCUUGGAUUAAAGAGUAUGGCCACCAUUACUUUACAAAGCAUCCAUGGAUUGGUAAGGAUGGAAAGGCUGUCAAAGUUGGCCAUAUUACAGUUCUCAGCUCCAUGUCUAGCUUCCGCAGAUACAUGGCUUUGCAUUACUUGCUUCCACUCAAGGGAUUACAAGUAGCAAAUACAGCAUUUUGCAAAUAUUUCCAAGGCGUGUAUGCCGAUCUUCACCGAAAGAUCAAAUUUGUGAUGCGGUUGGUAGAACUUUACCAACCUUACUUGUUCUUCAAGGGCAUCUACGAUGAUAUCAACACUGAAAAGCUGCGAAUGGCAGCAAAAGAGAGUGGCGUUGAGAUAGAUGUGUUUUACUUUGAUCCCAAGAUCAUUAAUUGGGAAGACUACUUCUUGGACACUCACAUUCCAGGGGUAGUAAAAUAUGUGUUCAAGUGAUGAAGACGACCACAAGGACAAUAAAGGUUGUAUUUUAGGAGAAUUUGCAUUUACACCUAAAAAAAAAUUUGUGUUUUAAGGUUGAUAUAUACAUAUAUAUUUAUUUUGAAGAAGGUAUCAGUAUUCCUGCCAAUGUGUUUUGUGUAAUUUCAACAAAUGUAUUAAUUUAAUUGAAUUUGUUGGAAUAGAGUUGUUUUAAAUCUAUCUCAAGUAAGAAUUUUGUUUCUUUUUCCUAGGUGCUACACAACACUUUUCCUUUACUAGUGUGAUAUUUGGUUAUGAACCAUUACAUAAUUGACCAAAAAUUGUCAAAUCAAAUUUGUUUACAACUCAUAAUAGUAUUUGGCUAUAUUCCAAAGUGGAAUUACAUGAUUAGGACUCAAUUGUGGCAACUUUGAUUACCAAUCAAAAUAGACUUGAGUUAUGCCCCACAGUGCUGUUGGCAGGGCCGGCCUGAGAUUUAGGGGGCCCUCAGCAACAUUUCUAAAAUAGGAGCCUCUUAACAUUAAAAAAAUAAAUAAAAAAUUCAUGAAUAAAACGAUAAAUUAUAAUUUUUUUAUUUGUUUGUAAUCAUAAAAAAAUUUACUUGCACAUAUAAUCAUUAAAAUUAUAAAUAAAAAUUUACUUUCAUAUAUUAAAAUAGGAAGCAAUCAUUACAAAUACUUAAAAAAAAAUAAAAAUCUAGUCUUGUUACUUUUUUUUGGGCCUCAUGUUUAAUUGGGUUUAUAGUAUUUGGGCCAUCUUUUUUUUUUUUUUAAUAUCUAAAAUAUAAAAUUAUAUUUGAGGCCCCCUAUUUUAGCCCAAAUUUAGAAGCCCAAGGCGCAGGCCUCUCUUGCCUGCCCUCAGGGCCGGCCUUGGCUGUUGGUUAUGAUCAAUGACUCGAUUUGUUUGGUUUGUAGAGACAAUUUUUAUGAAAAAAUUUCAAAAUUUUGUUUAAUUGAAAAUUUUUGAAAAAAAAAAAAAUCAAAAUCAUUUUUCUUUCCACUA
Messenger RNA from Camellia sinensis, 2544 nucleotides. The record is from RefSeq and is a predicted model, not a curated record. Lineage: Eukaryota; Viridiplantae; Streptophyta; Magnoliopsida; Ericales; Theaceae.